AUGCCGUCCCCGUCCGACAGUGCCGCAGGGGCGGCUCCACAAGCACCAGCAGGGUUGUCCCAGGUCCGGGCCCUGACCUUUGACGUCUUCGGCACAGUCGUCGACUGGCGAACCACCGUGGUCCGCGAGCUCACCCAGGCGGCUCGGGACAAACUAGCCACUCUCAGCAGCAGCAGCAGCAGUGCCGGCACAGUAGCAGCAGCAACAGCAGCAACAGCAGCAACAAUAAUACCAGAUGGCGGCUCCAGCGGCGGCAGGUACAAAUCCCGCCUCGAGGCCCUGACGGACCAGGACUGGGCGGCCUUCGCCCAGGAGUGGCGCAACAGCUACGGCGUCUUCACGCGGUCCUUUGUCCCCGGCGUCACGCCCUGGAAGGACAUUGAUGCCCACCAUCGCGACAGUCUCGUCGAGCUGCUCGUCGCGUGGGGUCUGGGUGGCGACGGUGACGAUGACGACGAUGACGACAAGAACAACAGCACGUCCGCCGGCACCCCAGCAGCAUCAACAGUCUAUACCUCGGCAGAGCUCGAGCACUUGAGCAGAGUGUGGCACCGCCUGGACCCGUGGCCGGACUCGGCCGCGGGUCUACACGCGCUCGGCGGCGGCUUCAUCACGGCCACCCUGUCCAACGGCACCCGGGAGCUACUCCAGGACCUCGACGCCCACGGCGGCCUCGGGUUCCGGGAGAUCAUCUCCACGGCGGACUUUGGCGCGUACAAGCCCCAUCCGUCGACGUAUCUCGGAGCUGUGAAGAAGCUCGUCGGCAGUGGUGGUGGUGGUGGUGUUGCGAAGGGAGAAGAAGAAGAAGGCAAAGGAGAAGGAGGUGACAGGGGAGAUCCGGGCCAGGUCGCCAUGGUCGCGGCGCAUCUGGGCGACCUGGCCGCCGCGCGGUCGCACGGCCUGCGCACGAUAUACGUCGAGCGCCCGCGCGAGGAGGCGUGGGCCGCCGGCGAAGAGCGCUAUCAGGAUGCCAGGCGCUGGGUCGACAUCUGGGUCGCCGAGGGCGAGGGCGGAUUUCUCGAGGUGGCGAGACGGCUGGGCGUUCCUGUCUCGUCCGCUGUUGUUGCUGCUGCUGCUGCCGGUCCGUCGCCCUCUUGA
This is a messenger RNA of Microdochium trichocladiopsis, 1098 nucleotides long. RefSeq names its product HAD-like domain-containing protein. The transcript has a single exon. The record is from RefSeq and is a predicted model, not a curated record. Lineage: Eukaryota; Fungi; Ascomycota; Sordariomycetes; Xylariales; Microdochiaceae. Bases 1 to 1098 code for a protein of 365 amino acids.